AAACAUUACAAGAUGAAACCAAUUUUAACUAAGUCGACACUGAACAGUACAGCCGUCCAAGAGUUACGAAAUAUGAUAAAGAAGAAAAUACAGCCUUGGCAAGCGAUCCAGAUAUUCCAUGCCCAUGUGGAUCCAAAGAACAUCACAGCUAAGAAAACAAGAGCUUCAGUGAACAAUCUAACGGAAAUCAUUUCAAAGCGGGCGAAGUCUUGCGCCCUUGUCGGAAACUCGGGGAUACUGUUAAACAGCAGUUGCGGCGACCUGAUAGACGCCUCGGAUCUGAUCGUCCGGAUGAACUUGGCCAAGUUUGGUCACGAAUAUUCAUCAGAUGUGGGUUCAAAGGUCACAUUCAUGACCAUCAACGGAGAACAAUGCAAGCUUUUGCAAGCUUGUUUGCGGAAUGACGGGAAGUUGGCAAACGAAUCCUCCUCCGAAUGGCUGGAAAGGAAUUUAACAGGAAAAUGUGGCGGUGUUAUUGACAGACUGGGACUGCUGAAGAAUGACAGUGUACUUUGGCCAGCGAGAGGGCGCCGCACCUAUAGGAUGAUAAUCGAUAUACUCCCUCUGUUGAGAAAACAGUUUCAUCUUCACUUCAGCGUUGGAAUUAAUUACGUGUCUCUUAUAGGGACCGCACAACGGUUGUGGCAUUUUCGCAACCCAUCGUCUGGCUCAAGCCUUCUCGCGCCCAUGACCCAACUCUGUGAUGAGAUAUCAUUGUUCGGAUUCUACCCGUUUUACAUUGACGAUUAUAACCGUACAAUCCCUCAUCACUAUUAUGAGCCUGAAGUGAAAAUGAACUACAAAAGGAAUUCCCACCGCAUGCCAAAUGAAUACAAGUUCUUACUGGACCUAGAAAAUAAACAUGCGAUCAGAAUAAUCAACAAUUGCUCAACUACUAAUCACUUUAUAUGAUUGCUUCCGUUUGUCUUAUUUGACAAGAAGCAUUUUUAUUUAGGGUCUACUGUUUAAAUUAUUAGAGUUCCAUAGGUUGUCUAUGUACAUUAUAUAUUUAUUUCCUGGAAUACGCUCCUCAAAAAUGUCAACAGGGUGAAUAAGGGCAACUUGGGGAAUAUAUAAAUUUAUGGAAUCGGCUCUGAAUUGAUAAAGCAGGCCUAGUAUUCUGAUAUGAAUUUGCGUGCGUCAGGGCACUGUUCUGGGUCCCGUCUGUUCUCGAUUUUCAUAAAUGACCUCCCUGACCGUUUCUCUUUUACCGUUUGAAUUUUGUAUGCUGAUGAUGGCUUCCUAAAGGUCUAUCAAACCAAAGAAUGAUAUUCCAAAGGAUCAUAAGUCCGAAAAUGGAAAAAGGUUUGUUAUUCCAAAGGUUUUUAUUCUCAAAAUUAAACAAGGUUUUUAUGAUUCAUAAUUAUUUGUUAACUGAUUGACACAUUUUAUUUCUGGACUAUUAAACAUAUGGAAAAGGGGAACAUAAUUCCAUUGUGGCAAGAACCUUAUAAAUGACAGGCCUUAUUCUAUUGUAUGAUUAAUAAACAAACAGACUAACAAACCCUGUUUUCUGUUCCUAUUUCACAUUUUGAAUACACCUUAUUUUAUUGCCAAGUGAAUUUCAUUUAU
This is a messenger RNA of Lytechinus variegatus (green sea urchin), 1572 nucleotides long. Its product is annotated as CMP-N-acetylneuraminate-poly-alpha-2,8-sialyltransferase-like. The coding region runs from base 13 to 912 and encodes 299 amino acids. Lineage: Eukaryota; Metazoa; Echinodermata; Echinoidea; Temnopleuroida; Toxopneustidae. The record is from RefSeq and is a predicted model, not a curated record. The transcript is spliced from 3 exons. Gene Ontology annotation, molecular function: alpha-N-acetylneuraminate alpha-2,8-sialyltransferase activity. Gene Ontology annotation, biological process: N-glycan processing; oligosaccharide metabolic process.